This is a messenger RNA of Lachancea thermotolerans CBS 6340, 912 nucleotides long. Its product is annotated as KLTH0F00330p. The transcript has a single exon. Lineage: Eukaryota; Fungi; Ascomycota; Saccharomycetes; Saccharomycetales; Saccharomycetaceae. Gene Ontology annotation, molecular function: L-ornithine transmembrane transporter activity. Gene Ontology annotation, biological process: mitochondrial L-ornithine transmembrane transport. Bases 1 to 912 code for a protein of 303 amino acids. The record is from RefSeq and is a predicted model, not a curated record.
AUGUCCGAUGAACUUACUAUGCCACAAGUCGUUGAUGACUUGGCAGAUAAAAGCGACUUCCAUAGGGCAACAAAAGACGUUCUAGCGGGUAUAUCUGGUGGCAUCGCACAGGUCCUUGUUGGCCAACCCUUUGACAUCACAAAGGUUCGUCUUCAAACUUCCUCAACAUCCACCACUGCUUUCAAAGUUAUCAAAGAUCUCAUAAAAAAUGAAGGCGUCAGCGCGUUCUACAAAGGAACGACUACGCCUUUGAUUGGUGUGGGGCUUUGCGUCUCUUCUCAAUUCGGAACUAAUGAGGCAAUGAAGAGAUACUUUCACCGAAAAAACAACUUUCAAAGUCCAACUCUGCGUUUGUCGGAAUAUUACGUUUGCGGGUUUGUGAGCGGAUCAGCUAACGCUUUUUUAGCCACUCCCAUUGAACACGUUCGGAUACGUCUGCAAGUCCAAACCAAGUCCCUAGCAGAGGCGGAGUACCGAGGGGCCAUUGAUUGCAUAAAGAAACUGCUCGCAGAAGGAAAGCUAAUGCGUGGCUUUACUCCAACUAUUUCAAGAACCUCGCAUGGUUUCGGCGUGUACUUUCUUUCAUAUGAAACGAUGAUAUGCGGAGAAAGAAAAAGAGGCGUUGCUAGGGAAAAUAUACCUGCAUGGAAGCUUUGCUUGUUUGGGGCGCUUUCAGGCUCGCUAUUGUGGAUGAUGGUAUACCCAUUUGAUGUGAUCAAAUCAGUUAUGCAGACUGACAAGUUACGCAAACCAGUAUAUGGAAAUAACGUUGUCGAAGUCGCCAAAAAUAUUUAUAGAGAGAGAGGGGCAGGUGCAUUUUUGAAAGGCUUUGGGCCCACCAUGUUAAGAUCACUUCCCGUUAAUGGCGCUACUUUUACAACUUUCGAAAUGGCCAUGAGACUUAUGAACUGA